AUCAAUUUUGUUUUCUGGUUCUCAUCACCACACUUCAAUUUUAACAUUUUCAGCCACAGCCUUUGCUUUGCGGCCAUGGCGGCUCGUGCGGCAGGCCUCCACACCUAUUCACCAUCGCUAACGCUUCUCCUUCCCUUCUUCCACCGCCAAACUGGUCUCGGCACUUCCUUUUUCUGUUUCAACCGAUUAUCUUCAACCGCCCGGCUUUCCUCCACUGCAAAACUUUCUGCAGCGGCGGUUCGCUCUCAGGCCAAGCGAGGCUUCUCAUUCAAAGAAGACGAAGUAGCUUCCCCUGCUGAUCUUCAUUUUGAGGCACCACUCAAAAUCGUGGAAUAUCCGGACCCUAUACUGAGGGCGAAGAACAAGCGAAUCGAUAUGUUCGAUGAGAAUUUGAAGAAGCUGGUGGAUGUAAUGUUCGAUCUAAUGUACAAAACUGAUGGUAUUGGGCUCUCAGCACCCCAAGUAGGAAUUAAUGUUCAACUUAUGGUGUUUAAUCCAGUUGGAGAGCCCGGUGAGGGAGAGGAAAUCGUUCUUGUCAAUCCAAGAGUUAACAAAUAUUCAAAGAAAAUGGUGCUUUUUAAUGAAGGCUGCCUAUCCUUUCCUAGGAUUCAUGCUGAUGUUGAGAGACCAGAAUCCGUAAAGAUUGAUGCAAGGGACAUUAAUGGUGCUAGGUUUACUGUCAACUUGUCAGGUCUUCCUGCAAGGGUUUUCCAGCAUGAAUUUGACCAUUUGCAGGGGAUUCUGUUCUUUGAUAGAAUGACUGAAGAAGUUCUUGACAGUAUUCGUGGAGAUCUACAGGCCUUAGAAAAUAAAUAUGAGGAUAAGACUGGACUCCUGAGUCCUGAAAGAAUUGAAACGCGCAAAAGAAAGAACGUUGCUGUUGGUUUUGGGAAAUCAUGAUUGCAGACAUGGGCUUAUCCAGAUGCAUCAGAUAUAUAAAAAUGUGACAUUUGGGCUGAUACUGCAGAUAUUGUGCCUCAGAAUUUGCUGAUAUUGAACUUAAAAGCAUAUGUUACAAGUUGGUGGUUGCAAUAGAUGGUUGUGCUGCAAGUUAUUGACAAAAGAAGUGAUUGCAUGUAGCUUUUAGUUGAUAUAUGUAAUGAAUGUUCAAUAGCUUGUAUUGUUUGUCAGGAUAUUUCAUUUGUCAAUGCAUAUACUUGUCCUAAAAA
This is a messenger RNA of Hevea brasiliensis (rubber tree), 1169 nucleotides long. RefSeq names its product peptide deformylase 1B, chloroplastic/mitochondrial. Lineage: Eukaryota; Viridiplantae; Streptophyta; Magnoliopsida; Malpighiales; Euphorbiaceae. The annotation marks the transcript as partial. Gene Ontology annotation, biological process: peptidyl-methionine modification. Gene Ontology annotation, cellular component: mitochondrion; chloroplast. Gene Ontology annotation, molecular function: peptide deformylase activity. The transcript is spliced from 7 exons. The record is from RefSeq and is a predicted model, not a curated record.